AUGUCCCUCCUGCAGUGUCCCCAGCAAUGUCCUCCGGCCGAUGCCGGCAUCUGUCAUCUGGGUUCCGUCCCCUGCGACGUCAGGACGUACGGGGACGGAACCGGCGGGAAAUUUGAAAAUGACAAAAAUAAAACAUUCCUGUAUCAAACCAUUUCACAUACAUUUUGUCCCGAGUGCUUUGUCCUGUGCCCUGCCUGCAUUUUUACUGUUCUUUCUGCCUGGAAACUGAGAAACGUCCAUGGCGUCCAAAAAGCGUCCCUUUAGGUCAAAAGCGGUUUUAGACCAGCUAGAGAACAGCGAUAGUAAAUCAGAACCACUUGCAGAAUUG
Messenger RNA from Staurois parvus, 328 nucleotides. The record is from the annotation of a GenBank genome assembly. Lineage: Eukaryota; Metazoa; Chordata; Amphibia; Anura; Ranidae.